AUGAAUUAUGAUAAAUUGUCGAGAGCCUUACGAUAUUAUUACGACAAGAAUAUCAUCAAGAAGGUGAUUGGUCAGAAGUUUGUGUAUCGAUUCGUGACAUUUCCUGAAGGCUGUAACGGUGAAAGUAUACAGUACGCAAUUGCUCGAUCUGCUGAAGGAAAUCCAAUCGAUGGAUCGGGUGAUACGCAAAUGCGUUUAUCCGGUAUGCAGACGAGAGUUUCAAACACGUUUCAUGGCAGCGGAUAUAUGAGCCAAGAUGAACCGCAUCCUGCAUCAAUUCCAAAUGCUUCAAUUGCUGUUUCUAUUCCCACGCCAUCACCAGCAAACAGGUUCAUUUCUAAUCUUCUUUUCCAUUUUUCGUGUCAUUGUUUCACAGUCAUCAGUUAUUCUCUUGAUCUCGUGAGCAUAUCCACAAGCCUUUUUCAUCACUAUGUAUCAUUCUCUUACGUCCAAAAGUAUUUUUAUGAUCACAUAACUUACUUUUUUUGA
Anisakis simplex (herring worm) is the source of this 489-nucleotide messenger RNA. The record is from the annotation of a GenBank genome assembly. NCBI's taxonomy places the organism in Eukaryota, Metazoa, Nematoda, Chromadorea, Rhabditida, Anisakidae.